AUGGCGCGGACUUUCGCCCUUCUCGCCCUUCUCCCUUUGAUUACGGCGCAACAAAUCGGCACCAUCCCCGAAGUGCAUCCUCAGCUGACCACCUACCAUUGUACACGUCACAAUGGCUGCGUGCAACAGAACACUUCUCUUGUGCUUGACGCCGCCACACACCCCAUCCACAAAGCCGGAACCAACACUUCCUGCACCAACGCCUCCGGCCUCGACCCCUCCAUCUGCCCCGAUAAAGAGACCUGCAGCCAGAACUGCGUCGUCGAAGGCAUCACCGACUACAGCAACUAUGGCGUGCAGACCAGCGGCUCGCGCAUGACCCUGCGCCAGUACCUGCGUGAUGCCACCACCAACCAAACCCGCUCGGUGUCGCCGCGCGUCUACCUCCUCGCCGAGGACGGCGAGUCCUACCAUACGCCCUCUCUCCUGAACCAGGAAUUCGCCUUCGAGGUCGACGUCUCCACCCUGGUCUGCGGCAUGAACGGCGCCCUCUACUUCUCCGACAUGCUGCCCUCCGGCGGCCGUAGCGCCCUCAAUCCCGCCGGCGCCACCUACGGCACCGGAUACUGCGACGCCCAAUGCUACUCCACCCCGUGGAUCAACGGCGAAGCCAACACCGCCGACCGCGGCUCCUGCUGCAACGAGAUGGACAUCUGGGAAGCCAACGCCCGCGCCACCGGCUUCACGCCCCACUCGUGCAACACCACCCGUCUAUACGAGUGCACCGGCGCAGAAUGCGGCGACUCCGGCGUCUGCGACAAGCCCGGCUGCGGAUUCAACCCGUACGCACUUGGCGCUAAAUCCUUCUACGGCUACGGACCCGACACGACCGUCGACACCACGCGCCCAUUCACCGUUGUCACGCAGUUCCUCACCGCAGCAAACACCUCGACCAGCCCGCUGUCUGAGAUCCGUCGCCUCUACAUCCAAUCCGGCCGCGUCAUCCAGAACGCCGUCGUCCACGUCAACGACCGGGAGAUCGACUCCCUAACGCAGCCCUUCUGCUCCGAGACCGCCUCAUCGUUCACCCGCCUCGGCGGCAUGAAGCAGAUGGGCGAGGCCCUGGCCCGUGGGAUGACUCUCGCUUUUAGUAUCUGGAACGAUUCCGGCUCGUUCAUGCAGUGGUUGGAUGGCGGGGAUGCGGGACCGUGUAAUGCCACCGAGGGAGAUCCCAAGUUGAUUGAGAAGUUGUAUCCUGAUACGAGGGUGACUUUUGCGAAUGUGCGGUGGGGAGAUAUUGGAGCUACAUUUGGGGGGAGAACGGGGUUGGGAGGAAGGGUUUAG
Messenger RNA from Aspergillus steynii IBT 23096, 1284 nucleotides. Its product is annotated as glycoside hydrolase family 7 protein. Gene Ontology annotation, molecular function: hydrolase activity, hydrolyzing O-glycosyl compounds. The transcript has a single exon. Gene Ontology annotation, biological process: carbohydrate metabolic process. Lineage: Eukaryota; Fungi; Ascomycota; Eurotiomycetes; Eurotiales; Aspergillaceae. The record is from RefSeq and is a predicted model, not a curated record. The coding region runs from base 1 to 1284 and encodes 427 amino acids.